This is a messenger RNA of Mucor velutinosus, 609 nucleotides long. RefSeq lists its product as uncharacterized. Gene Ontology annotation, molecular function: nuclear import signal receptor activity. Gene Ontology annotation, cellular component: cytosol; nucleus. Gene Ontology annotation, biological process: protein import into nucleus. Bases 1 to 609 code for a protein of 202 amino acids. The record is from RefSeq and is a predicted model, not a curated record. NCBI's taxonomy places the organism in Eukaryota, Fungi, Mucoromycota, Mucoromycetes, Mucorales, Mucoraceae. The transcript has 3 exons.
AUGUUUGGCUGUAUCGCUGCUGGCCGCUUAGUACAAACAAACUUACAGCAAGUGGAUGUGAAUAAAUACGUUUUUGAAUUAGCUGAUGCACAAGCCAUCAACCACAUCACUGUCUUCUUGUUAGGCACGAUUCCAUUCGAGCCUGGAUUUGCUGCUACAGUGCACUUACUGUGGCCAAAUAAAGAUUGGCAAUUGCUGGGAGGAUUAUCCAACGAAAAGCCAAGUGCCAUCUUUAGAAUUAAAACAAAGGAAUCAGCCAUCAACAGCAUGCAAAUGUCUACAUCAGCAACCCUCGGCAUUUCCAUAGAGCCCAUUCAAGUGGUCGAACAAGAACUAUCCACCAUCAACCAACCCCUUACAUCAUCUGCAUUAGUCAAGCCUGGCGUCAAUGUGUCUCAAGUGGGUCAAAUGGCAGGACGCGUAUUAGAAAACUUGUAUAAUUACUGUACAUCAUUUGCAACACACAAUUUACCACCCAACGCCAUACCACUGGGCCAAUUGACAGAGAAUGGUUAUUUACCUCUCAAGACCUUCCAAACCUGGUACGAGAAUCUGUCAAGGAAGUUGGCGUCCAACCCAAAUUAUUUGAUAGAGGAUAAAUCAGCCUAA